This is a messenger RNA of Penicillium taxi, 783 nucleotides long. Its product is annotated as aspartate/glutamate racemase family protein. Bases 1 to 783 code for a protein of 260 amino acids. The record is from RefSeq and is a predicted model, not a curated record. The transcript has a single exon. NCBI's taxonomy places the organism in Eukaryota, Fungi, Ascomycota, Eurotiomycetes, Eurotiales, Aspergillaceae.
AUGUCGCUACCAAGCGUCACCGGGUCUCCUCAAUCCAAGAAAAUCAACAUUCUUCUUGUGAACCCAAACUCCUCUGAGUACAUGACCAAAGACUGCCUGCGUUCUAUUGCACUCAGUCUGCCUGGUGAUGUUACCGUUCACGGUUUCACCGCCCCUGAUCAGGGUCCCACCGCUAUCGAAAAUCAAGUCGACGCAGUACUCUCCACUGCAGUCUGCAUCAAAGCGAUAAAGCCCAUUGCAAAGCAGUACGACGCAUUUCUCGUUGCUUGUUUCCGAGACCAUCCCCUUAUCCAAGUCCUUAAGGAGGAAUUCUCCCAGCCCGUGAUUGGAAUUAUGGAAGCAGGAAUGUAUGCUGCGCGCAUGCUUGGAGCGCGAAUGGGCAUCAUUUGUACUUCUGAUCGCUCUGCUCUUACCCAUGCGCGUACAAUCUCUGCUUAUGGUUUCUCUGAUUAUUUUGCCGGAUGUGAAUCGGCCAAGCUGGGAGUGCUGGAAUUGGACACACUGCCUCGAAGAGAUGUUCAUGCUCUUCUCGCUUGCAAGAUUGACAACCUCGUUCGCAUCAACAAAGCUGACUGCAUUCUACUCGGAUGUGCAGGAAUGACAGACAUGCGAACUGAGUGUGAGGGCAUCGUGACUGGAACCGGUGUACGAGUUUUGGAUGGAGUGGGCCUGGGUGUUCAGUUUCUUAUUGGCCUUGUGCGGGAAAAGCUCUCGACUGCCAAAAGUGGAGUGUACAAGGAGGCUUUCGAAGACCGGGCACGACGUGAGCAGCACUGGCUGUGA